Rhagoletis zephyria (snowberry fruit fly) is the source of this 2548-nucleotide messenger RNA. It is a transcript of the gene Rabex-5, whose product is annotated as Rabaptin-5-associated exchange factor for Rab5. Gene Ontology annotation, molecular function: DNA binding; guanyl-nucleotide exchange factor activity; zinc ion binding. Gene Ontology annotation, biological process: vesicle-mediated transport. NCBI's taxonomy places the organism in Eukaryota, Metazoa, Arthropoda, Insecta, Diptera, Tephritidae. Gene Ontology annotation, cellular component: cytosol; endocytic vesicle. The record is from RefSeq and is a predicted model, not a curated record.
CGUCGGGCCUAAAUCAGCAAUCGCUAUUGUGAAUCUGCGAAAAUAAUGAUCAAAACAAAACUCCCAAGCACACAAUUGUGACCAACACGAAAAAAAUUGAUUAAUUUUUUAUUACGAGAAAAUUCAGCAAACAUCAUUUUAUUUGAAAAUAAUUUAAUACUUACGACUGAUAAACGCUAGGGAUUGUCAUCAAUCUUCUAAAUCAUACAUCGAAACAAAUAUGUCACUCGCACGCGUACCUCAGCUGCGUAUUGUACAGCGGGAUCUGAAAUGUCGACAGGGAUGCGGAUAUUAUGGAAAUGCUCAAUUCGACGGACUCUGCUCCAAAUGUUUUCGCGAACGUAACGAAAAAAGAAAGAAAGCCGAACAAAAAGCAGCCACACCUACUACAAAUGCUCCAGCUGCUGCCACUUUUAGCAGUGGAGCUGGACGUUUGUCACCACAAAAUCUCUUGGGUCGUUCACUAAAUAAACGACAGGAAAGUAUGCCAGAAAUUUCGACUGGCACUCUUACAAAGAAGAAAUCUCUAGUGCCUGCCGUAUUUCAAAAAACAUUACAAUCGAGUACACAAAAGAGCAAAAAAUUAAAGCAAGAGGCAACAGGGCAGAGGUCAUAUGUUCCAGAUCCUACCGAGAGUCAGUUCAUGCUUCAAUUGCGUCAAUUACGCAUACCGGACGAUGGCAAACGUAAAUUGAAGAGCGAGAUACAACGUUUGGAUAAUGCCAUUAGAAGCUAUAUGAACAAUAAUGCUAACAAGAAUAUAGACGAGCUUUCAGAAAUGGUGCAAAAUGCAUAUACUAAGCUCGCAGAUAUUGUGCACAAUGAUCAGCGUUUUCAAAUUGCUACCAAUGAAGAUCGCGAAAGUGCUAUAGAUUUCUUUGAAAAAGUUGUCAUGACACAAAAUCACAAAUUUCUCUUUAGUCCGUAUUUUACACCCGAUGAAGAAAACGAUGUGAAAAUCCAAAAACGGAUACGUCAACUUAGUUGGAUAACGGCGAAACAUUUGGUAUGUAGUAUUGACGAAGUUAAUGCAGAAUCCCGUGAUCUAGUUUACAAUGCCAUAACUGAGCUAGUAGGAAUCGAUUCUUAUUACUCGCCUCAAGAAAAACUUGAAUGCACAGUACGUUGCUGUCGUCAUAUCUUCGAAUUGCUUAAACAUUCAGUUGGGGGGCCCGCAAGUGCCGAUGAAUUUCUACCCGCGCUUAUUUUCGUCGUCCUCAAAGCAAAUCCAGUACGACUACAUAGUAAUGUAAAUUUUGUUACGCGCUUUACUAACGCAUCAAGACUAAUGAGCGGCGAAGGGGGCUAUUACUUUACAAAUCUGUGCUGCGCAAUCUCGUUUAUUGAGAACUUAAACGGCGAAAGUCUGGGCAUCUCGGAAGAAGAGUUUGACUCGCUUAUGUCAGGCGACAAAGCAUUUAGUACACCUUGGGAAAGUGCUUUGCUGGCGUGUGAGGGUUUACAUUUAAUAUCCGAAAAUAUGAAGCGUAUGGAGUCUUUGAAGAAACGCAACAGCAGUAUCGCAGCUGGUAUAGAAAAUUUCCGUAGAGACCUUGAAGAAUUCCAGCGCGAAAUCAGCGAUAAAGUGGACGCAUGUAUUUCCAAAGCCCCGCUAACAAUCCUGCCCAUAAAAACGCCAUCUCAUCUAAUCAGUAAAGCACGCGCACAUCUUUCCAAUGAAAGUGAAGUAUCCGCAUCGCUGGGACAUUAUAACGCUAAUUUGAUCGCAGCUAUUAGAGCCAAAAGUCAACCAUCCAAAGACAUUGCAGAAAAAUGCCUUCCUAUUCCCCUAUCGUCUACAAAUACACUGGAAGAAGCUACUAUAGAAGACGCUGCCCACACAUUGGCGCUUAAGGACACCAGUAUUACUUCAGUGGGCCGUUUGUCACCUCUACCACAGGCACAGCCAAAUGCAGAUUUACUAUUUACGUCCCCUAUUUUCAACUAUACACCUUUUGAUGCAGUUUCACUGCUAGAUGAUCACUCUGACUCCACUGAUGAUUUUGUACUCAAUACUGAUCUGCGAGGCGGGCUUACGAAUGUAAAUUAUGACUUUGACUUGUCUGAUCAUAGUGCAGAAAAUAGUGUCGCCGAGGACUUGAAGCUUAACUUGGAAGAGUUCGAUCCCCUUGCUCAAAAGCCAGAAGAAGAACCAGGGACCGUAAUAUCAACAGAUUUAAAAACACCAGAUAACAAUAUUAGUUUAUUGGACAGCGAUUCACCAACAAAUGGAACAUUGCUGCCAUCUCCACUCAAGCCUACUGUUACUGAUUACCGUGGUUUCUCUCGUUUCGAAAUUCCUUCGAUUUCGUGCAAUACCGGAGACUUCGCAUCACUCAAUCAUUCAAUAAAUGAACAGAUUGAUAAUUCUGGACCACCAAGCGUAUUAUCUGAAAAGGGAUUUAAGAUUUAAGCUUCGGAGUAGUUUGCAGUGUAACCAUUGGUGAUGCAGGCAUUAAUGCUUCUAACCAUCAUACAUUUAUAUAUAAAAGUAAGCGGAUAGAAUGCUUUCGACAUAUGAAAAUAAAAGGCUAAAGGAGGAACUGUU